AUGAUAAUUAAUGAGUUAAAGUCCACUAAUGGAGUGUUCAAGGAGUGGAGUGACAUAUACCAUGAUGAGCAGAUCAUCCAAGCCAUCGAACGUGGUGAAAUACAGGAACGUGACAUGAUUCUGAUCUUUUCGAUUGACAGUGCACAACUCUAUCACUACAAGGCAUCAGACACCUGGAUAUAUAUCUGGGUGCUCUUUGAUUUGUCCCCAGAGUUGCGACAUAAGAAGAAACAUGUUCUUCUCGGCAGCUUCAUUUCAGGCCCCAACAAACCAAAAAACCUCGAUUCCUUUCUAUUUCUGGAUCUUCAUCAUGCUCAGACACUCAUGAAGCAUGAGUUUCGCUUCUGGGAUGCCCUUGAUGGUGUCACAGUAUUAAAUGGGCCAGGUCUUGCUCAAGUCAACAAUGGUACGGGUCACAAAGGGCACCAUGAAUGUCAUAUGUACUGUGAAUUGAUCAGACAACACAAAGAAAAUGCACCGCAUUAUUACCCUGCUCUUGCCAAACCUCUAGGCUAUACUGUUGCUGGAUGUGAUCAUGAUGAUGUAGACCUCAUGACCAUUGAUCCUUAUCCCUCUGCCGAGGAGUAUCUAUCCAACCUUCACUAUGUCUUAGAGUCUACUUCAGAUGGUCAAUACAAGAAUCUCUUGAGUGGGCUCUCAUGUACUUUCUCUAUGCCUGGAUGUCUAGCAAUUGAUUUGAUGCAUCUCAUUGCUCUAAUCAUACCAGACUUGCUUCUUGGACUGUGGUGGGGCACACUAGAUUGUGAAACAUGGAAGACACAUGGUGAGGUGGUUGGGAAGAUGCUUCCAUAUCUUCCUGGCUUAUUCGAUAGGCCACCUCAUGAUCUCACAGAGAGACUGAACAGUGGAUAUAAAGCAUGGAAGUUUCUGCUUUAUAUAUUUGGCAUGGAGCCUGCACUGUUCUACAAUGUCUUGCCUGAAAAAUACUGGCAGAAUUUUUGCCAACUGGUGGCAGCGGGCCGAAUACUUCAUCAGCACAAAAUCACAUGA
This is a messenger RNA of Laetiporus sulphureus 93-53, 1011 nucleotides long. RefSeq lists its product as uncharacterized. The record is from RefSeq and is a predicted model, not a curated record. NCBI's taxonomy places the organism in Eukaryota, Fungi, Basidiomycota, Agaricomycetes, Polyporales, Laetiporaceae. The coding region runs from base 1 to 1011 and encodes 336 amino acids. The transcript is spliced from 4 exons.